Messenger RNA from Malaya genurostris, 3966 nucleotides. RefSeq names its product ATP-dependent 6-phosphofructokinase (gene Pfk). Gene Ontology annotation, molecular function: fructose-6-phosphate binding; ATP binding; AMP binding. NCBI's taxonomy places the organism in Eukaryota, Metazoa, Arthropoda, Insecta, Diptera, Culicidae. The record is from RefSeq and is a predicted model, not a curated record. The transcript has 7 exons. Gene Ontology annotation, cellular component: cytoplasm; 6-phosphofructokinase complex. Bases 366 to 2741 code for a protein of 791 amino acids. Gene Ontology annotation, biological process: fructose 1,6-bisphosphate metabolic process; fructose 6-phosphate metabolic process; canonical glycolysis.
CUGUAUCGCAGUCUUUCGCUAGAUAUCUGCUGGAUAAAAUCGAACAGUAGGAGUCAGCUGUUAGGUCGAUCGUGUCUCGAACUCGGCACAGUGCGGUUACAAGUUUUGGGACGAGCUCUUCGCCUAUCGUUGCACAGGAUCGCUAUUCUAAGCGCUACUAGGAUCAGUGUGAUUAGUCUGUUAUAGCAUCGCCGACGGUGAGCAAGUGCAUAUCUCGGGUUCAUUCGAAACAGCAGCGGACGCUCGUUUGGUUCGGAUUAAUUUGCGAAUAAAAGUGUUGUGUUCGAGAGAAGCAGCAGAAGAUUACAGUGAUUGAGUGUGCUAAGAAAUAGUGAAAGCAAUAGUCGAUACUUGAUUGCAACGCGAUGAGUUCUAAAUCAGGUCCUGUCCAACGGUAUAUCCAACAUGGAGCGCACAAGGGCAAGGGUAUUGCCGUCUUCACCAGUGGUGGCGAUUCCCAGGGCAUGAACGCAGCCGUCCGUGCCGUUGUCCGUAUGGGCAUUUAUGUGGGAUGUAAGGUCUUCUUCAUCCGCGAAGGUUACCAGGGAAUGGUGGACGGCGGUGACAACAUCGUGGAAGCCAACUGGUCAUCGGUAUCCAGUAUUAUCCAUCGCGGUGGUACGGUCAUUGGUUCCGCUCGUUGCAAGGACUUCCGGGAGCGCGAGGGACGUCUGAAAGCCGCGUUCAAUCUGGUCAGCCGGGGCAUCACCAAUCUGGUCGUGAUUGGAGGCGAUGGUUCGCUGACCGGUGCCAACCUGUUCCGUCAGGAAUGGGCCAGCCUGUUGGAUGAACUGUUGGCUGUUGGUAAGAUAAACCAGGAUCAAAGGAUCAAAUAUAAGUCGCUGCACAUCGCCGGUAUGGUCGGAUCGAUCGAUAACGAUUUCUGUGGCACGGACAUGACCAUCGGUACGGAUUCGGCACUGCAUCGUAUCAUCGAGGCCAUCGAUGCUAUUGUCAGUACGGCUUACUCGCAUCAGAGAACCUUCAUCAUGGAGGUCAUGGGCAGACAUUGUGGUUACCUAGCCGUAGUCGCCGGUCUAUGCGCGGAGGCCGAUUACAUUUUCAUCCCCGAAAAUCCACCCAAACCAGAUUGGCCCGAAAAACUGUGCAGACACCUUUCACAGGAACGUUCGGCCGGGCAAAGAUUGAACAUUAUCAUCGUGUCGGAGGGUGCGAUCGAUCGCGAAGGCCAACCGAUCACUGCGGAGAAGGUGAAACAGGUUGUGGUCGAUAAACUGCAACAGGACACUCGAAUCACCGUGCUGGGUCAUGUGCAGCGCGGAGGAAAUCCGAGUUCGUUCGAUCGUGUACUGGGUUGCCGUAUGGGAGCCGAAGCCGUGAUGGCACUGAUGGAAGCCGACGAAAACACGGAACCGUGUGUGGUGUCUCUGGACGGCAAUCAGGCGGUCCGUGUGCCCCUGAUGGAGUGCGUCAAGCGUACCAAGGCCGUUAUGGAAGCGAUGGCUGACAAAAACUGGGAACUGGCCGUCCAACUACGCGGUCUGUCCUUCUCGAGGAACUUGGAAACCUACAAGAUGUUGACCCGCCUAAAGCCCCCGAAGAGCGCCUUCGACGAGCAGGGUCGUGGAAUCGAAGGCUACACGAUGGCCGUUAUGCACAUUGGUGCUCCGGCUUGUGGAAUGAAUGCCGCUGUGCGGUCGUUUGUUCGCAAUUGCAUUUACCGUGGUGACACCGUGAUGGGUAUUCACGACGGUAUUGAGGGUUUGGUUAGUGGCAACAUCAAGAAGAUGGAGUGGGCCGAUGUAACCGGAUGGGUUGGCCAAGGUGGUGCCUUCCUCGGUACCAAACGUACUCUCCCGGAGGGCAAGUUCAAGGAGAUUGCUGCCCGUUUCAAGGAGUUCAACAUUCAAGCAUUGCUGAUCAUCGGUGGAUUCGAGGGCUAUCACGCUGCCGGUCAGCUGGCAGAUCAACGGGACAACUACAAAGAAUUUUGUAUUCCGAUUGUGGUUAUUCCAUCUACCAUUUCAAACAAUGUUCCCGGUACAGAAUUCUCACUGGGAGCAGACACCGGUCUGAACGAAAUCACGGAAAUUUGCGAUCGCAUUCGACAGUCCGCUCAGGGUACCAAGCGUCGCGUAUUUGUUAUCGAGACCAUGGGAGGUUACUGCGGUUAUUUGGCAACACUGUCUGGGUUAUCCGGCGGUGCCGAUGCCGCCUACAUUUACGAGGAAAAAUUCUCUAUUAAAGAUCUGCAACAGGAUGUGUACCAUAUGGCGUCGAAAAUGAGUGAUGGCGUACAGCGUGGGUUGAUUCUGCGGAACGAGAAGGCCUCGGAGAAUUAUAACACCGAGUUCAUCUAUCGCCUGUACUCGGAGGAAGGAAAGGGUUUGUUCUCGACCAGAAUGAAUGUGCUCGGACACAUGCAACAGGGCGGAUCACCGACUCCGUUCGAUCGUAACAUGGGUACCAAAAUGGCGGCCAAAUGUGUGGAGUGGUUGGUAGAACAAUUGAAGGCAAACACAUUGCCCGACGGAAGCAUCAACGCAAAAACGCCGGAAACUGCCUGUCUGCUCGGUUUGGUCCGACGACAGUACAGAUUCAGCCCGCUCAAGGAUCUGAUCGCCGAUACUAACUUCGAGCAACGCAUCCCCAAGCAUCAGUGGUGGCUGAAACUUCGCCCACUGCUGAGAAUUCUGGCCAAGCACGACUCCACUUACGAAGAGGAAGGACUCUACAUCACCGUCGACGAAGAGAUGUCCACCGAUUCUCCGUGCGCUUAAAUUGUUUUGUCCCGCACGCACACAAAUGUUUCUGGGAGACCACCUACUUAUAAUCGUACGUCAACUCUUUUCACCGGAACGAAAGAAGGAAAAAAAUGCUACGGCUAUGCAAAGAUUGUCGUGCGAUUGUAAAGGGUGGUAUUGAGUCGCAUAUAGCUAAUUCUAGGACAACAUUAUUUAAUUCUCUACCGAUAACUGAACGGAAGGUGUUCCCGCCUAGUUGAUAUAGUCGUUUCAUUGGCCAGGAAAAUUGAGAUCGUUUUAUCAUCCCAUCAUUAGCCGUCGAUGCAAAAAUACGACCGUGAAGAUCUUUUCUAUGAUAUUCUGCAUUUUAUAGCUCAUGAACAACCAGGCGACACUACUAAAUGGGACAAAAAAAAAUUUUCUCUGUACUAAACAGUUUAUUCGGUAUUUUAGACUGCAUCUCAUCCUAUCAAAUGAAAAAAUAAACUAAAAGUAAAGUGAAUGUAUAGGCAAAUUGAUUACAAAACCCAAAGAGAUAUACCUCAGUUAGGAGCAAAACAAAAAAAAUCUGUUAUCAGUGCAAAGAAAUUGUGAUUCGUUGUUAUCUCCUAGCAAAAGCUAAUCGUUAGUCGCCCGUUUCCAAUCUAUGACUAAUCAUACACCUACUCACUACGAACAAAUAUACGAUGCUGCACGCGAUUAAUACCCUUAGAAUAAGUUGUGUUUUGUUACACGCACACACUUCCAGCGCCAGUCCAAUAGCAUAGAACCUCCUGUCGGUCCGGAAGAAUAAAUGUGGACCCAAAUAUGUCCCGAUUUUACUGAUUCUAAUAUUGUUUCCGGAUUUGUUGUUUGUCCUAGUUUGGCUUAGAAAAAAAAACACAAAACAACUCAUUCAUGACAAACCAAAUUCCCAUCCCAAAAAAAAAACAAACGUGUUAACUUAUUAUGAGACAAACAAAAAAAACUAUUUAUUUUUUUCAUGGCUAUAUACGUGUUGAGUUACUUUGUGAACAAGUAUUAUUUUAUUUCUCUUAUGAUGAUCACCAAGUGAGUUUACGCAGAAAGAUGAUAUUUUGUCUUGUUUUGAAAAACAAAAAAAAACAGUUACAUAUGUUGAAUUAAAAACGAAACAUUGACGUUUAAAAUCAGAUACAUAAAUGAUUUGUGCAACAACAUUGAUAUAAAAUUACAAAAAAAAACGUGUUACAAUGUCUGAAGGUACAGAAUGUUGAAUAAAAAAGUAGAUUAUGAAUCACAA